UGGGUGAAGUAGGGGGGCUGGGAAAAUCAUGGAAGCAGAUGACUUAGAUUUCAACCCAUUUUACCAAGCUUUGCAGGAUCAAUAUCAUACUGCUUAUGAAUAUGCACAAGAAAAAUGUUACACUAUAUGUGUACCUGAAACAAGCAGUUUGGAAGGUGUGGAGAUUAACAACCGUUUUGUGGAGACACAUAUCUUGAAGCCAUCUCCUUUUUUUCAGGGACAAUAUUACACUGCUGGCAGAAAAGAAAAGGCAGUCUUUUUAGAUGAGGAUAUCCUGCAGACAGGAGAAGGUUUUUCCCAAAAAGUUACUGCAAAAGUAUUAGUUGAAGAAAAAGCCUACAACAAGGAAUACAAGCCAUUCAAGUUGUUGAUUGUAGAUCAACCACUUAUUCCAACACCAAGGUCAAAAAGAAACAGUGUAUUGUCCAACUUAAUUGAAAUUUUUACACCCAAGAAGACACCAACAGAAUGCAGAGAAUUUCUCCAAUCAUUCCCAGAACAUAAACAGACAUUAUCAAACAUAGACACAACAAUACAGCAGUUCAAGAAAAACUAUAUGGUGUUAAAGGACUAUAUGGAUGAUGCAGUGAAAAAAAUUGAAAAUAUUUGUGUGGAAGCUAGACAAAACCUUCUGCUUGUAAACCAACAUCCUCACAAGUCUGACCAAAGGUUUGAAGAUGCUCUUUCGGUAGCUGUAGAGAGCUAUAUAUUAUCAGAGCUGAACUCUAAAGUUUUCCCUGUGGUGUGUCAAAAGUGGAAGAAAGAAGACGAGCACUUACAAAAGAAAUGCCAAAGCCUAGAAGGCAUUACUGGUGAACAGCUUGGAUUGAAAGCAAAUCUCAGAUGUCCACUUCCAUCUGCAGUCAGUGAGAUGUCCAACCUGAAUCAGAAGUGCACACCACAUGAAAAACUGGUUUGCUUAAAAACUGUCUUGGACUUCAUUGCAGAAGAUAUAAAUAAACACUGUAUGGCAGGAUCACAAGGCUUGUCUGGAGACAACUUUCUCACCAGUGAUGAUCUGAUACCACUUCUAGUAACUGUGAUAAUAGAGAGUAAAAGUAGUCAUUUAUGGAGCAACUUGUACUACAUGGAACACUUUAAUUGGGCAAUGUCUACAAAAGAUGACCUGAGCUUCAGCUUGGUCACAUUUAAAGCAGCUGUGGAGUAUUUAAAAACCACAAAGUUUGAGCCAAUGAAGAAAAUGGAGAAAGAAAAACAAGCAAGUAAACAAAAUGCCCAAGUUACAAAACCAGCUGGUCUUCCACAUCUUUUACUGGCAAGCCCUGCAGACAAGAACAACCUGCCCUCUGGUGCCUCAGCAAUGGACAGGCAGCUGGAAAAAAUCACUAGGAUGCUGGAGGAAUCUACAAAAGAAUUUGCCAGUGUCGGCAGCCAAGGGUUGCCAAGACAUGGAAAAGGUUCAAAAUAUAGGGCAUCACCUAGUGCAAUUUCCCCAGAAAGGCAAGACAGAACUGAAAAAUUAGGAGAAUUUCUGUCAGCACUGCAGGAUGACAUGUUUGGUAACUCCUAUGGAAAACAAUCUUGACACAGUAAUGACUAACCUUUGUUAAAUGUUUGGCACAUACAAUGAAUAAAUGCAUACUCACAAAGAAGUAUUUGCUUGAGAAUACAACUUUUAUGUUAAGGUGCUAUUGUUGUAAAAGUUCAACAUCAGCAUGUUGUUUUGCUUCCCCUGUGUGCAAAUGCAUGUUAGAAAAUUAAAGUAUUGAAAAUUAAAAUGAAGAAUCUAUUUAUCAUAUUAUGCCUAGACUUCCUAGAUCAAAAUUGUUGGUUCUGGAGACUGGCUACGGAGGAAAACGGGUGCAGAUUAAUUUUGCAAAGGGCAUGAUUUUAAGAAACAUUGAGCAGUUUGUGGAACUUUCUUCAGAGAAUUAAGUGAGCUUCUAAAGAGAGAUUUUAGUUUCAUUUUUUUAUAACUAUUAUUG
This is a messenger RNA of Lingula anatina, 1946 nucleotides long. Its product is annotated as ankyrin repeat domain-containing protein 27. NCBI's taxonomy places the organism in Eukaryota, Metazoa, Brachiopoda, Lingulata, Lingulida, Lingulidae. The record is from RefSeq and is a predicted model, not a curated record. Gene Ontology annotation, biological process: early endosome to late endosome transport. Gene Ontology annotation, molecular function: guanyl-nucleotide exchange factor activity; SNARE binding. Gene Ontology annotation, cellular component: transport vesicle; early endosome; late endosome.